Plasmodium knowlesi strain H is the source of this 1920-nucleotide messenger RNA. RefSeq names its product FAD-dependent glycerol-3-phosphate dehydrogenase, putative. The record is from RefSeq and is a predicted model, not a curated record. Gene Ontology annotation, molecular function: glycerol-3-phosphate dehydrogenase (quinone) activity. The coding region runs from base 1 to 1920 and encodes 639 amino acids. Gene Ontology annotation, cellular component: glycerol-3-phosphate dehydrogenase (FAD) complex; mitochondrion. NCBI's taxonomy places the organism in Eukaryota, Apicomplexa, Aconoidasida, Haemosporida, Plasmodiidae. The transcript has a single exon. Gene Ontology annotation, biological process: glycerol-3-phosphate metabolic process.
AUGCUGAAGAAAGCCAUCGCCGCGUCGGGUGGCCUCGGAAUUAUCGGGGCUGGGGGGGUGUACCUGCUGAAGGUUAAUUUUCACAAGAAUAUGAUUGACGGGGAUGUAACAUACAAGUACAGUUCUGUGAGGAGUAGAAGCGAAAUGAUUAGCCGCUUGAAGAAGAACCAAUUCGAUGUAUUAAUAAUAGGAGGAGGAGCCACUGGAGCAGGAUUAGCACUAGAUUGUGCCACAAGAGGAAUCAACUGUGCUCUAAUAGAUAAAGGUGAUUUUUCCAGUGGUACUUCCUCUAAGUCAACCAAGUUGUUACAUGGAGGAAUACGUUACCUAGAAAAUGCAGUAAAAAAUUUUGAUUUGACGGAGUUAUAUUUCGUAUGGGAGGCAUUGGGAGAAAGAGCCCAUGCGAUGAAAAUCGCUCCAUUCAUGUCUAGAUCGGUACCGAUUAUAAUGCCAAUUUAUAAAUAUUGGCAAGUGCCUUACUUCGCAUACAACAUAAAAGUGUACGAUUUAUUGGCCGACUUGGUAUGCUACUUCGAUAAGGGGGUACCUAACUCAAACUACAUUCGCCAUUCCAACACAGUGGAUGGCUUUCCUCUACUGAGGAAGGAACAACUGAAAGGAUCACUAGUAUAUUACGACGGCCAACAUAAUGAUAGCCGCAUGAAUCUGAAUUUGAUUCUAACAAGUACUAUGGAGAACUAUGUUCCUGGACAAGUGGGAUCCACUGUAUGUAACCAUAUGGAAGUGGUUGGCUUCAUAAAGGAUGAUGAUGGGAAGAAAAUAAUCGGUGUAAGAGCAAUGGAUAGAAUUAGUAACGAAGAAAUAGAGAUAUUUGCAAAUGUUAUUGUGAACGCUACAGGACCUCACGGAGAUGUUGUCAGAAAAUUAGCGGAUGAAACGGCUACUCCAGUUAUACAGAUAUCUUCAGGUUGCCAUUUCAUCUUACCAAAAUGGUACUCCUCCAAAAAUAAUGGAAUGAUUAUACCGAAGACUAGUGAUGGGAGAGUGCUUUUUCUGUUACCUUGGGAAAAUGCUACCAUCGUUGGUACUACAGAUGAACAAAGGGAACUUGAAGAGAACCCACAGAUUCAGAAAAAAGACACGGACUUUUUGGCUAGCGAAUUGUCCAAAUAUAUAAAUGUAGAUGCAGAGGAAAUUAAAAAUGAUAUAAAAGCUGCUUGGUGUGGAUUCAGACCCUUAGUUAUGGAAACCAAAGGAAAAAAAAAAAAAAAUGCCAAAAAGAAUUCCAAUAUCAAGGGUCAAGGUAAGGGAGAAGGAUCCACGAAUACAGAACCCAUAACGACACAUAAGAUAUCCAGAAGCCAUGAAAUUAUAGAAGAUGAUAAUGGACUUAUUAGCAUUUUAGGAGGUAAGUGGACAAUAUAUAGAAAGAUGGCCCAGGAUACUCUAGACUACAUAGCGAACAAACACUGUGAUAAGGUUAAAAGCAAGUACAACUGCAGGACGAAAUUUCUCAUGCUUCUUGGUAGUCAUGAUGAGGAAGGAAAACACAACAUGGACGACUUAACCUAUGGAAAUAGUAAGUUGAGUAAGAAACUAGUCCAGAAAUACAGCCAAAUAGAUUACGAUGUUGCGCAUCACCUCGUGUCCAAUUAUGGAUACCUCGCAGAGAAAGUCUGUGAUCUAGCUACGGAGUUAAAUUUGUUUAACAAAAUAGAUGCAUCAAAACCGUACAUCGAAGCUGAAGUGAUCUAUGCCAGUAGAUAUGAAUUCGCCUCCACCAUUUCGGAUAUUAUUGGAAGACGAUUCCGACUGGGGUUCGUCGAUUCUGCCGUGUCUGGCAAGGUCAUCUCCAAAAUUGCUAACCUUAUGAAGGACGAGUUGAAAUGGAACCGCGACCAAAUGAACAGGAACAUUGAGGAAGCCAAGUUGUACAUCCGCUCCCUCUCCCUGGAGUGA